ACUGUUUAUUUCAUGAUAGAAAUCGUUUUGAAGUGUAUGUAAAUGAUAAUUACCUUCAGAAUCUAUCAUGGUUUAUACAUGAUCUAAAACCAUUUCACGACGUCUGGAACAGUACAAAAGCAAAAGCAGUUAUAUGGAUUACAAGUGCGUGGUUAAAUUAUGAUGAGCAGACAUUUUCUAACUACGUAAAGUUGGUACUAGAAGGUUAUGGCAGCAACGUUACUGUAUACAAUUUACGUGAAGAGCCAACAAUACAAACCAAUAUACAAAUUGUUUCGUCAGCAGUGACAGAAAUACUUGUUCGUAAUUGGGAAAUUGUCAAUUUAAUAGGACCAUGGUUUUUCAAAAAUGAAUGCACAGAUAUUAGAAAUACUUCUUGCGCAGGUGGAUACAAAUGCCUUGGUAGCAGAGUGUGUUUGAAAUUAGACCAGAUUUGUGACGGAAAUAGAAAUUGUCCAAACGAGGAUGACGAAGCGUAUUGCGAUUUCCACUGCCCACCUUCUUGUUUUUGUGGCCUGCUUACAAUGAAAUGUGAAGAAAAUAGUAACACGAGCACAACCAUACAUGACUUGAACAUUCAUUACUCUACAAGAAUGCUUGAUUUAAGCCAUACCAGUACAUUUGGAAAGGACUUUCUGUUGUUAUAUUUUAUUGACAUACCUUUUCGUUACCUUUAUUUUUUAAAUGUUUCACAUUGUAAAAUUUCAGCAUUAUCUGACACGUACUUUUUUCGUAUGACAAAUUUACGUACAUUGGAUUUAUCACAUAAUCAAAUUCCACGACUUAAGAGAUAUACAUUUUCUAAUUUAACGCGUUUAACCAACUUGUUUCUGCACGGAAACGCCUUGCUGUCUUACAUUGAACCAGAAACAUUUCAUGGCCUUAAGAUAAGAUCAUUAGAUUUAACAGGUUGUAGUAUAUUCACCAUUUCAAGGAAUACGUUUGCAGGUCUAAUACUGGAUAACGUUGAUAUUUCAUUUAACUAUGUAGACAAAGUAGAAGACCAAGCUUUCAAUGAAUUAACAACAAGGCAAUUGAAACUUCAAGGAAAUCCAAUAAGUGUGUUUUCUAAAAAGAUGUUUGAUGGAUUACAGUCAGUAGAACUGUUGCAUACUCCAGCAUUUAAGUUUUGUUGUAUCCGACCUUUGUAUCUUAGGGAAGAUUUAUGUCUUCCUUACCAAGACGAGUUCUCUUCUUGUGCAGACUUGAUGCGGCACCCGAUAUUACAAGUGCUUCUUUGGGUGAUCGGCAGCUUGGCGUUACUAGGCAACAUUGCGUCGUUUGUAUACAGAAUGCAUUUCGAUAGGUAUCGACUGAAGAUUGGUUAUGGUAUAUUUGUCACAAAUCUAGCAAUAUCUGACUUGUUAAUGGGAAUUUAUAUGCUGAUAAUUGCUUUGGCUGAUAAUAUAUUUCGAGGCAGAUACAUAGAAGCCGACACAUAUUGGCGUUCAAGCAAUUGGUGCAGACUUGCUGGUGUAUUGUCAACGCUUUCAUCCGAAGCAAGCGUCUUUUUUGUCGCCCUGAUUACCAUAGAUCGGAUUCUUGUUAUCAAAUUUCCGUUUGGAAACGUUCGUAUUACUUCUCAAAAGGCAGUCGUGAUAUCCGUUAUAAUAUGGGUAUUUGCAGCGUUUCUUUCAAUCUUGCCAUUAAUAUAUGUAGACUAUUUCAGUGACGGAUUCUAUAGUAAAUCAGCAGUUUGUCUUGCCUUGCCAUUAACUCGUGACAGGCCCCCUGGAUGGAUUUAUUCCUUCAGCGUUUUUGUCAUCUUCAAUUUCGCAAUGUUUGUCCUGAUAGCUCUUGGACAGCUACUCAUUUACACAGAAGUAAGAAAUCAAACAAAAAUAUCCAGGAGAAUGAAUGUCAGCCGAAAAAACGACUUAAUUGUAGCGAGGAACUUGCUGUUACUUGUUUCAACUGACUUUUUAUGCUGGUUUCCAAUCGGAGUUAUGGGGUUGGUUGCAUUGAACGGAAACACUGUGCCAGGUGACGUUUACGCAUGGACGGCUGUGUUGGUGCUGCCAGUAAACUCCGCAUUAAAUCCAUUUCUGUAUACACUUACAGCAAUCAUGAACAAGAAGUCGUUUAAUCCGAACAUAGACGAACAAAAACAUGAAAACUUUAAAAAAGAGUCUGCAAUUUCGUUUAUGCGAAUCCUUUCGCACUUUUCUCCUAGCCGAAAAUUUCGAUAUGAUAUUGACCUGUCAUACAUGCUAUGUAAAAGACCACUGCGGAUACAAGAAGUGCUACUGAUUGCCAGAGAUCUUGCAAAAGGUCUUUCGGUCCUGCAUAAUGAAGAUUUAGUCGUGCAUGAUAUGAAGUGUAAAACAGUGGGAAUAAAAAUUUCCUACGACAUGGUAAGAAAAGCAUACUUCAACCAACUCCCCAAAGUACUAAAACACAACAGAGAGAAAUCAGAGGACAUGUACCAGUUUGGACAUUUGAUGAAAGAGUGUAGCAAGAGCAUCAAAGUACUUGAAUAAAUCUAAUUGUUCAUAUUUUAAUGAACUUAAAAUGAAAAUGGUGGCGGACCAUCUCCUAACAGGGAUUGUAGAAAAUUAAUGUAGGAUUUGUUUUAACUGAACUUGUUUUUACUGAACUUGAAAACAACUUAUCAUGAAACGCUUUCUACUGGACUUUUAGAUAAUUUUGUGUCAGAAUAUAUUUAAUAUAUUUAAUUUGACUUAUGAAGACUUAUGAUGGAACGGUUUAAAAUUGGACUUGUCCAAAUCCGUUAGACAUCAUGAAAAAAUGGUCGAUUAAUCCGUAUUUUUUUGAAAACUUUUUUUCAAAUAUAGGGAUAUUUGUCUUGUCGUCCAUUACUUUAUUUAAGUCUGGUGCCUACAGGAACAUUGAUUCUUGUAUUGUUUAGGAUCGUAUACCGCUUACUAGUAUAUAUGAGUGUGGAUAACAAUAUUCCCUUGCAUUGUAUUUCAUAAAGAGACCGAACGAAGCCAACUCUAUAACUGCUUUGCUUUGUUUUUAUAACAAAGGGAAGUCUUCUUUCAAGUUUUUUGUAUUUAAAUAUCAAUCACUUCAAGAAAAAUUAAAAUUGUUGAAAGUUAUAGUUUUACCUUGUCUUUGUUUCAUUUUGAGAAACAAGUUAUCAGAGAUUGUUGAAUUGUAGAAAUAAAUGACAGAACAUUUUACUAAACAUUGGAAAUGUAAGGAUCAAUUAUUUCUUCACUGUUUUAACAUUUUUGUUGUUGUUGUUCUGUUGUUUUUUUACUUUAAUAUUUAGAUGAGGAUUUAUUACUUUAUCCUUGUAGUUUUGUGAUCUCGUAUUGUGCUUUUUGUUAUUUUCUUGUCAGGUGGAAUUAAUAUUAAGAAAAUGAUCAAUUGUUUUGUCAUGCAUUGCUUUAUUUAAAUCAAAAAUGAAAAAUAAAUUGUAAUUUGUUUGCAUAUAUUGUUAUCUUGAAAUAAUUUUGACAUUAUAUAUUUUGUAAUGUUGAAUUAUUAAGUAAAAUUGUAUAUGAUUUAACAUCUGGCCACUUUGAUUAUUAUAAAACAUUGAUAAACUCAAACCUGGAUGAAAACUUUAAAUGGACAUGACCUUCAUUUAGUCUAUUAAAAAGCAACAUUUAUUCAUUUAAGGAAAAUAACAAAGAUAUACUGACUGAAUAGCGAAUGGUGCAGAUCACGGUUUCUUUAUUUCACGAUUUUUGAACCAAUUGUAAUGUUCACUAUUCUGUAUGUGUGUGUUUUUUAAACUGAUUGGCAGUUAUUAUUAUGAAUCAUUGUUCAAUUUUUGUUUGUUGCUGUACCAGAAAUGCAUUAAAUUAUUGUGUGUUCAAUCUAUAUGUCUAUAUUAUGUUGUAUUGGUGUAUUGGAAAGUAAAGUUAUUGUGCUGAAAACAUGAAAUAAUUUAUUGGUGUUAUUGCAAUGAUAAUUGUUUAUAAUAAUAUUGAAAUUUUCACUCUAUUUAUCCCUCUAUGUUUGAAACAAUUGUUGAGUUUUUGAUGUGAUGUAAUAGCAUAUGAUGUAAUGUACCCGUUAUUUAUAAGUAGAAUCAUACAAAGGAUGCCCGGUUAACAAUAAUGUAAAUAUUGGCAUACAAGAUAAAUUUUCCGGUCUUAAUAUAAAACAUAAAUUAUUAUCGCUAAUUUAUACUUCUGCGUUUUAGUAACGUUAACUUUCAUGCGACAGUCAUGGCGUAUAUAAUGCCUAUGAAUUUAUCGAAUUUGAUUGGUUUAAAUCUUGAAUACGAUGCUUUAUAUAGCGUGAAGAUUCGAAGCGCACACAAUCUACAAAUUACAAUGUAUUUUUAAACGCGUGCGCAUAAAAUGUAUUAUUACGUUUUGUUUUUAUGGCAUGUUUUUCGAUUUAAAUAUCAUAACAUCAAAAGAAAGGUUAACAGUUACACCGCUAUAAUAACUUUAUACUUAAAUAACUUUUUAUUGCGCAGCGUUCGCGAAACAGUUGAAAACCUUCACCCCCCCUCCCCGUCAAUAAAUAAAAUAAAAAGUGAAACCCCAUAUGUACGAUUGUAUUUCUUUGCAAAAUGGCCGAAGUAAUGUUAUUGUGCAGGGGAAAAUGUAAUGAACAAUUUUUACUUCAUCUGUUUAUUCAUUAACACUGAAGUUAUGCAUUUUUAUAACACUUGUUGAGUUUUAAAUACGAAAUUUCAUAAUUAUGAAACCGUGUACUUGUAUUAAUUUACAAGAAUCAUAGAAAUGUGUACUGUCUUAAAGACAUAUAACUAGCCAUAGCACGUCUAUAAUAAAGGUAUUUUGAACAUUUAAAUGCUUUCAAUCUAUGUAGAUCAAAGGAUGUUAACGUGGCCUUUAAGAAAAGGUUUCUUAUGUCAACAAGUGUUAUCGUUUAAAUUAUAUUAUUAACAUAACCGCUGAAUAUCACAUCAUAUUCAAUGGCUCACGAGUCAAUAUGUCUGUAAUUCGUGGCCUUUCUAUUAUUUAUAUACACGGCUGUUGAAAAUUAAAGAUUUCUUUUUCUUUUUUAAUCAAUCAAAUCUAAAAUCAAAUAAAUCAAUUAUGCAGGCGUAUGAAUUUAUAAUAACGUCUUCUUACAGCCUAUACAGGUUCGUAUUAUAUAUAGAAGAUAUUUGAUUUUUUCAGUGUGUGAUCGAAAAUUUAUUUCACGAGUGACCCUCAGAAUUUAAAUAUUCACGAGUGUCGUAACCACGAGUUAAAAUAUUUAAAAUCUGAUGGUCACGAGUGAAAUAAAAGCGUAUAACAAUGCCAACAGUGCUUUGAUUUUGUAUUGAUUUUGUUUUGAAUUGUAGUGUUUUUUUCCUAAUUAUAAUCAGUAUAUUAUGUAUCUUUUUCUUAA
This is a messenger RNA of Ruditapes philippinarum (Manila clam), 5286 nucleotides long. Its product is annotated as G-protein coupled receptor GRL101-like. Bases 525 to 2480 code for a protein of 651 amino acids. The transcript has 7 exons. The record is from RefSeq and is a predicted model, not a curated record. Gene Ontology annotation, molecular function: protein-hormone receptor activity; G protein-coupled receptor activity; protein binding. Gene Ontology annotation, biological process: G protein-coupled receptor signaling pathway. NCBI's taxonomy places the organism in Eukaryota, Metazoa, Mollusca, Bivalvia, Venerida, Veneridae. Gene Ontology annotation, cellular component: membrane.